AUGCAGCGUGUUGUUUGUGGGCGGCGGCGGCGUCCGGUAAGUUUUUAUAAUUGAUCCUGCGGAUAUAUUACCCUAUUCUUGCGUAAUUGUCAUCUAUUUUUUUCAUUUUUUGAGUAAUUGCGAGGAUUUAUGAAGUAAUAGUAAUGAAUAUUUACGGGGUAAUUUCGCGAUUUUGAGUAAUUUUAUCGGAAUUUUAGGUGCGAAUGAAAGCCUAUUGGUGGAGGGUGUUGCAUCCGACAAGAUGGGUGAGUGUAGUGUGAUUUUUAGUUGCCAUUUCGACUAGCAUUAGCAUUUUCAUAAAGUGAAUGGACUUUUUGUUGUGCGGCCCAAAAAGUCCGGUUUUUAUGGGAAAAAGUUCCUUAUUCUGGCCACAACAAAGGUACCCUGCGAACUGCGACCAAACUUGGGAACUAAAGUUAGGGAAAAAGGCUUCGACCUAGCUGGCAAUGAAUUACUAUAAUAGCUCUAUAGUUUUAAGGGUACCUACGAAGGCUAUAACGACUCAUUUAGUUCUAUACGGAGGCAAUCAGUUUACAGGGGAAGUACUCCAAGUGCGACGCUCAGAUUUUCUUUAAAUUUUGCACACACAUCGGGUAUGGACUAAAUAUAAAUUCCUGAAAGUUUUAGCUCGCGCUUUGCGGGCGCCGCCGAGAUAUCGAACGAUUUUUGCCGCCGAGAGAGCAUGCUGAACGUGGAGAGCGGUCAGAGAGAAAAACGCCUUUUCACCAUAACUUUGGCAGUUUCCAGCGGAAAAUUUUGAUUUUUUGUAGAAACAUUAUCCUUUACGGUAGAAAUAGGCAUGAAACUUUUUGUGCCGAAAUUCGGCAAAAAGUCAUAAAUUUUGGCCAAAUUUCGAUCUAAAAAUCUCGGUUGUUUCUGCAAAGCGCGACCUAGGAUUCUCGCAUAAUUCUUAGACAAAAUUAUUCUAAAUUUGUGCCAAGUUUCAUCAAAAUCUGAGCGGCGCACUUGGAGUACUUCCCCUGUAACUUUGGGCUAAUUCUGACUAGUUUCCGCAAAAUUAUAAGUUGUGGCCAGAAUAAGGAACUUUAACCUUUUUAUGAAAACUGUGCAAGAAAAAUAUGAUUUGCACAGUGCAAUCGGCUUUUUUGAGGUUUGCACGGUGCGCAAAGGCAAAAUUCCAGAGUGCAUUGGCGACAAAAAUUCAAAAUGCUGUUUUUGGCUCAAAAUGCACUGUGCAAAGCACUUUUUUCGCGAUUUUUUCAGCGACGCGCCAAAAACGCACUGUCUAAAUUUGUGGCUGAUAAUUUGACAAUUUUAGAGGUCGUUGGUCUUGGUCGUUCUGUGUUUUAGUGCCAGUUUAGUAGUCUAUAAGAGGUAAGUAGGCCAUUUUUGAUCAAAUUUUUUCCGGGAAACUUGAUUUUUUCAAAAAUUUAAAAAAAUUUAAAAUAUAAAAAAAUAUUUUUUUUGAAAAAAAAAAUUAUUUAUUUUCAGUAUAACAGUGACCAAGUCGAUAAACGACGCGAUGCAGUUCAGCAAUCAAAAAUACGAGCAGCUUCUCAACGACUCGUAUUCCCCAUUUCCAGCGCAAUUCCCGUAUUUUGGAAGCUUGUUGGAGAAUGAGUGCAAAUUCCCAUCGCUUUUGCCAUGGGAAAAUGACAUCUCGUUCCGGGUUGCAGGGUAAAAUACGGUUUUAAAUUUAUCAAAAAAAAUUUUAAAAUAUGUUUUUAAAAAAAAAUUUGUUACGAAAUAUCUGAUUUAUGCAAAUUUCAGGCCUCUAAGUUGCACCAAAAACAUGCCUGAUAUUGUGACACUGGACGAGGAGAAUGUGUUGAGUAUUCAUGACGACCUGGACGAAAAAUGGAAGCGGAGGAAGGCGAAAAUAAGGUCGGUUUGAGCGAAAACAUGGAUAAAUUUGAAGAAAAAAACAGUUUUUAUUUCAAAAAACCCUUGUUUUUAUACAAAAUUCACAAGGGAAGGCUUACAAGUAAGAUGCUCAGAUUUUCUUUAAAUCUUGCAGACAUGUCAGGCAUAGGCCACAUAUCAAUUCCUGAAAGUUUUGGCUUGCGCUUUGCAGACACCGCCGAGAUAUUCAACGAUCUUUGCCACUGAGAGAGCACGCAGAAUUCGGAGAGCGGUUAGAGAAAAAACAGUUUUUGGCCGUAUCUUUGCCAGUUUCGCGCGGAAAAAAUUGAUUUUUUGUGGAAACAUUACUCUCUACGGUAGAAAUAGGCAUGAAACUUUUCAAGCCAAAAUUUGCAAAAAAAGUGUCACAUUUUUGCCAAAUUUCGACCUAAAAAUCUCGGUUGUUUCUGCAAAGCGCGGGUUAGGACGCUCACAUAUACCUCAGAAAAAAAAAAUUUCUAAAUUUGUGCCAAGUUUUUAUCAAAAUAUAAGCGUUGCACUUGGGAUAUUUCCCUUGUUACAGUGUUGGACCAGAUCCAGUGGCAAAAAACGUAUCAUUUUGCAUCCGGGAAGUAUCAAAAACGUAGCAAAAUACCUCCCUCCCCAAAUACGUGAAAAAAACGUAUUUCAAAAGCGCGCCCUUCCAGUCCUAAAAAGAGCAAGCGGGCUUUUGAAAUCGGAAUGCUUUCACUUGGAGAAGGAGGUAUUUUGCCACAUUUUUGAUACUUCCCGGAUGAAAAAUGGUACAUUUAUUGCCACCGGAUCAGGUCCGUCACAAUAGAUGAAUCCCUUUUCCAGAUGCACAGUAUCAAAGCUAUCCGGAGGGUUGAGGCCGAAAAACACGGAGAUGCAUGAGAUCCCAACCAAUCUCACUGUAAGAUUAUUAUUUCUAUGCUAUUCGUGACGUAUUUUAAACCUCUAAAUCGGUGUUUUAUUGCUUUUUUUAGCUCUACAUGGACUCUAGAACCAAAAUUGAUAUGGAUCAGUUUGUUGUCCGUUGCUUUGAAACCCCGCAAACCGGGAAGAAUGAGACGAAAAAAGAUGAAUAUAAAAUUUAUCAACGGCCGUUCGCCGGGUAUGCGAAGCAGGGGGUAAGCCUGUUCAACAAUUUUUUCGGCAAAGAGAGUACGCGAAAUGCAUAGAGCGGUUGGAGAGAAAAAUAUUUUUUGGCCAUAACCUUGCGAGUUUCGCUUGGAAAAUUUUUUACUUUUUUGUGGAAAUGUUAUAAUAAAACGGCGGAAGAAAUAUGCAUAAAACUUUUUACAGUGACGGACCUGAUCCAGUGGCAAAAAACGUACCAUUUUGCAUGAGGAAAGUAUCAAAAAAUGUAGCAAAAUGCCUUCCUCUCCAAGUGAAAAAAGUCCUAUUUCAUGUGAGGGAAAGGGCGGUCCUUCAAAACGGAGUUUUUUCAGUUGGAGAGGGAGGUAUUUUGCAACAUUUUUUUGAUACUUGCUUAAUGCAAAAUGGUACUUUUUUUUUGCCACUGGAUCAGGUCCGCCACUGUCAAAAGUUUUACACAUAUUUCUACCGCAGUUUUAUUAUAACAUCUUCACAAAAAAAUAAAAUUUUUUCCUUUGCGAAACUAACAGGGUUAGCUGCCGGGUGCAAAAUCCAGCCAGUGUAUGAAAAAAAUUUGAAAAAAAGUAGAGCCAAAUUGCAACUUAAAAAUCACGGUCGUUUCUGCAACCGCAAAUAUCAUGUCCCGAGAACCAUGCCUGCUCGAAAAAUGCGAUCAAAAUCAGCCCUUUGGUAUCAAAAAGUUUCACAGAGACCCAAACAGACUAGUUAGGUCACUGUGAAACUUUUUGAUACCAAAUUUAAGCUCAUUUUGAUCUCCUGUCCUGAUAUCUUUUAUUUUACUGAUAAUUUUUUCAAUUUUUGGGACAAAAAGAAGACGCUGACAAAAUCCACCCCUGAGAAGCCAUCAUUAAUCGUCCUGGUGUUGGAUUCGACGUCGAGAAAUCAAUUCCUCCGACAUGCUCCAAAAUCAUGGAAGUUCAUGGAGGAAUUGGGAUUCGUAACGCUGAAGGGCUACAACAAGAUUGGAGACAACUCUGGAGUGAAUCUAUUUCCCAUUGUGGCAGGAAAAACGCCCGAGAGGCAGGUGGGAGGAGACGGGAAAGAAGUCCUACAAAAAGAAGAACUGCCGGUUGUUCACGAAAACCAUGAGCAUCUCUGGGAUUUGUUCAAAAGUAUGCCAUGCUGUUUGAAAUUACAGUCGGACGUGAUCCAGUGGCAAAAAACGUACCAUUCUGUAUCCGGGAAAUAUCAAAAAAUGUGGCAAAAUGCCUCCCUCUCCAAGUGAAAAAACUCCGUUUCGAAGGGCGCGUCUUAUCACAAAAAGAGCGGGGGCGCUUUUGAAAUCGAAGUUUUUCACUUGGAGAGGGAGGUAUUUUGCCACAUUUUUUGAUACUACCCUAAUGCAAAAUGAUACGUUCUUUUGCCACUGGAUCAGGUCCGCCACUACAAGUCUGUUUUAGAGAGGAACUGCGUGACAAUGAUCAACGACGACAUUAUGCACCAUUCUCGAGGGCUUUUUGCCUACCAUCACCAUAAAGGAUUCACAAAACCUCCGACAGACUAUUAUUUUCGGCCAUUCGAGAUCUUCAAUGUAAAGAAUCAAAUCCGGCCGAAGCUGGGGCAAUGUACGGAACAUGGAGAGGUGGGUUUUUACCACAUGUGGCGGACCUGAUCCAGUGGCAAAAAACGUACCAUUUUGAAUCCGGGAAGUAUCAAAAAAUGUCGCAAAAUACCUCCCUCUCCAAGUGAAAAAACUCCGAUUUCAAAACGGCCCUUUUUGUGAUGGAAAGGCGUGCCCUUCAAAACGGAGUUUUUUUAGUUGGAGAGGGAUGCAUUUUGCUACAUUUUUUGAUACUUCCCGGAUGCAAAAUGGUAUGUUUUUUGCCACUGGACCAGGUCCUCCACUAUAAGGCCUCUAGGAAUUCACCGAACGUGAAAAAUAUGCAAAAUCUUUCCAUAAAAAGGAACGUAUUUUGUCUAUUUUUCCUUUUCCAACCGCAAAUGACGCAAUAUGAAAACUGCAUCCCCCUAAUUCUAAGUAUUUUCAGACAGUCAUGGGACAACACUUUGAUCUCUUCGAGAAAUUCACUCGAGUCUACAAGGAUUAUUGCCACUUCUCGUUCAACUUUUUCACCUCCUUGACGCAUGACAAUUCGUUCCAUUUGGAGGCGGUGGAUGAGCAAAUACGGUAGGCAAAUCGCCGAAUGUCGGACCUAUCCGGUGACAAAAAACGUACCAUUUUGCAUCCGGAAAGUAUCAAAAAUGUGGCAAGAUGUCUCCCUCUCCAAGUGAAAAAACUCCGUUUUGAAAAUCUCGCUUUUGAAAUCGGAGUUUUUUCACUUGGAGAGGGAGGUAUUUUGCUACAUUUUUGAUACUUUCGGGAUGCAAAACGGUACGUUUUUUGCCACUGGAUCAGGUCCGCGACUGUAUGAAUUUGCACAAACCUUCCCAAUUUUAGAGACAUCCUAGAGACCUUCAAGGGAAUCGGCGCGAUGGACAACACCGCCGUCGUUAUAAUGGGAGACCAUGGGAAUCGAAUCGGAGCCGUCCAGUAUUCGUAUUCCGGGAGGAUCGAAGAGCGAGCUCCGCUCUUCUCAAUCUAUUUGCCCGAAGGAUUCAGAAAAGCGCAUCCGGACUUGAUGAGAAACUUCAAAACCAAUGUCAACCGACUAACGAGUAAUUAUGACAUUCAUCGAACGUUGAAGGAGCUGGCAUUGGGCGUGGAGGAGGAUAAGGAUGGUAAGCGGCAGGUUUGGUGUUUUUUGCACGGCACGGCCCGGGACAAAAUGUCUAUGCGCAUUAUCAGUCUGUCGAGAAAAUAAUGUGGAUUUAUCAGUCUGUCGAGAAAAUAAUUUGGAUUUAUCAGUCUGUCGGGAAAAUAAUGCGCAUUAUCAGUCUGUCGAGAAAAUAAUGUGGAUUUAUCAGUCUGUCGAGAAAAUAAUUUGGAUUUAUCAGUCUGUCGGGAAAAUAAUGUGGAUUUAUCAGUCUGUCGAAAAAAUAAUGUGGAUUUAUCAGUCUGUCGGGAAAAUAAUGUGGAUUUAUCAGUCUGUGUGGAAAAUAAUGUGGAUUUAUCAGUCUGUCGGGAAAAUAAUGUGGAUUUAUCAGUCUGUCGGGAAAAUAAUGUGGAUUUAUCAGUCUGUGUGGAAAAUAAUGUGUAUUUAUCAGUCUGUCGAGAAAAUAAUGUGGAUUUAUCAGUCUGUCGGGAAAAUAAUGUGGAUUUAUCAGUCUGUCGGGAAAAUAAUGUGGACUUAUCAGUCCGUGGGGAAAAUAAUGUGGAUUUAUCAGUCUGUCGGGAAAAUAAUGUGGAUUUAUCGGAAAAUAGUGUAGAUUUAUCCGUCUGUCGGGAAAAUAAUGUGGAUUUUCCGCAACAAAAUGUCUCGCCUCGUCCCAUCCAACUGCGGCUAGCCUUCGCAAAUCGAUGAAGGGCGUUUCUACGGUGCGAAAAAAUCCACAUUAUUUUCCCGACGGACUGACAAAAAAUACUAGUAUUCAUUUCCUCUUUUCCAGCCUCAAAAUACCGCGGAUACAACCUAUUCCGCGAGUUGGUCCCAACAACUCGCACUUGUCUGGACGCCGGAAUACCGGAGAAUUUCUGUCUAUGCAUGCCACAAGAUCCGCUGCCAAGAAUCGAAAGAAAUUCGACAAAAUUCCAGAAAAUGGAAGAAGCCAUUAGAAGCAAACUAGCUGAAUACGAAUGCCUCGAUCCGGGGUCACUCAAAAUCGAAGAGAACGAACUCAGAACGCACGCCAUCAACGAUGCGGCGAGGAAAGGAAUGAGAAAUAUGCCCCUGUAAGUGGACUUGACAGCAAAACAUUGAUGAAUGUCUCAUGAAUACCUUGUAAUAUUUUAGAGACGAGACCGAAGAGCCUCCGAAAAUGUUCAAGGAACACCGAUUCAUCUAUCCUCGUGUUACUGUAGCAACAAAGACCGCAUCGAUUCGCCGGCUACUCUUUGAAGUCAAGUUCUACACAAAAGCGGAGAGGAUGAACGUAAUAUCCGAUCCUGUUUUCAUCAAUGAAGACAAUAAGCCAUCACAAAUUGCUAUUGAAUACAUAUGCAGAAUACCCUAG
Bursaphelenchus xylophilus (pine wood nematode) is the source of this 6954-nucleotide messenger RNA. The record is from the annotation of a GenBank genome assembly. NCBI's taxonomy places the organism in Eukaryota, Metazoa, Nematoda, Chromadorea, Rhabditida, Aphelenchoididae.